AACAUCUCCGACGAGGAGAGGGAGUUCUGGCGCCAGCCAGAUGACGAAGGGUUCCGUCCCUGCCUGCAUUUCAGCCCCCAGUACCGGAAAGCGUCGGCGGCGAUUUCUAAAGAGAAGAGGAGGUUCUUGGUGGUGGUGGUUUCCGGCGGACUGAACCAGCAGCGGAAUGAAAUCGUGGAUGCGGUUGUCAUAGCCAGGAUUCUUGAAGCCGCCCUGGUCGUCCCUGUUCUUCAAGUCAACCGCAUCUGGAAGGACGAAAGUGAAUUCUCAGAGAUUUUUGACGUGGAACAUUUCAAGAACGUCUUGAAAUCUGACGUCCGAGUUGUUUCUUCAUUGCCAUCCUCACAUUUGGUUUCCAGGCAAAGGGUUGAAACUCGGAUUCCAUUUCAUGUUUCUCCUCUCUGGUUACGCGCCAAAUUCUUCAAACAGCUGAAUGAAGAAGGUCUGCUAAUACUGAAAGGCCUAGAUUCGAGGCUCUCGAAGAAUCUUCCGCCGGAUCUCCAGAAGCUUCGCUGCAAGGUUGCAUUCCACGCGCUGAGAUUCGCCGCCCCGAUUCACGACCUCAGCCACCGGUUCGCGAGGAGGAUGUGGAUAGAAGGGCCGUACAUCGCCGUCCACCUCCGGCUGGAAAAGGACGUGUGGAUGAGGAGCGGCUGCGCCACCGGCUUGGGCGAACAGCUCGACGGAAUCAUCCGCAGAGAACGGGAAUCCCACCCGGAUCUCCAGACGAGAAAGAUGAAAAACGUCACAAACGCCGUCAGGAGAGCCGCCGGGAUGUGUCCGUUAAACGCCGGGGAGAUUGCGAGGCUGCUUAAAGGAUUGGGUGCGCCGCGGGACGCGAGGGUGUACGUCGCCGGCGGAGAGCCGUUUGGUGGGGCCCGGGCGCUGGAUGGGUUGAGGGAAGAGUUCCCGAACCUGAUGAGUAAGCUCGGGUUGGCUCGGGAAGGAGAGCUGGCGCCUUACGUGGACAAAGCUUCGGUUUUUGCUGCUAUAGACUACGUCGUUUCACUUAGCAGUGACGUUCUGGUCACUUCCCAUGGCGGGAACAUGGGCCGAGCUCUUGAGGGACAUCGAGCAUACAUAGGACAUAGAAAGUAUAUAAAGCCGAACAAGAGAAUGAUGUUCCCAGUCCUGGAUGAUCCCUCCAUCUCCGAUGAAGAGUUCAGCCAUGUCAUGAAGAAACUGCACAAGAAAUGUCAAGGGCAGCCAGAGCAGAGGACUAAUAAGGUGGAUCGGGACGUACUGGCUUAUCCUGUGCCAGAGUGUAUGUGCAAAAAUAUGUGAAUGAAAUAAAUAUCUGUAAACUACAGAGUAGAAAAUUAGUGGUUUUCUUCCGUCAUGAAAAUUAUAGCCCAUUUGAAAUCUUUCACUUCCUUUUGGAACUUGAGUCUUUAAAUAUAGAGCCACAAGUCCUACAGUCAUG
Messenger RNA from Cuscuta epithymum, 1423 nucleotides. The record is from the annotation of a GenBank genome assembly. Lineage: Eukaryota; Viridiplantae; Streptophyta; Magnoliopsida; Solanales; Convolvulaceae.